Mytilinidion resinicola is the source of this 2226-nucleotide messenger RNA. RefSeq lists its product as uncharacterized. The transcript has 4 exons. The record is from RefSeq and is a predicted model, not a curated record. Bases 103 to 2067 code for a protein of 654 amino acids. NCBI's taxonomy places the organism in Eukaryota, Fungi, Ascomycota, Dothideomycetes, Mytilinidiales, Mytilinidiaceae.
AAGCUCUUGAUGAUUGUAUUGUUCAGCCUCAAUUGAGCUCUUCCUCUCGUCUUCUUCGAAUAUAUCCAUCUCCCUAAACUUUCACUAUUGUUUUUAUGCCCAAUGGCUUCUUUGCUGCCAGCGAGCCAGGCCCCUUCGCAGAGGCAACCGAGUCCGGGCACAGAACGCAAUGAAUUCUUCGUCCCCGUAAAGGCAGGCCCCCACAGGAGGCGCAAGAAGUUCAUCUUGUGUUUUGAUGGGACGGGGAAUAAGUUCUCGGGAACUGACUCUGAUUCCAACAUCCUAAAAAUCUACCGGAUGCUUGACCGGAAUGACGAGAGUCAAUUCCACUAUUACCAGCCUGGCAUUGGUACAUAUGUGGUGUCAAAGUCUUAUUCGCAUACCAGUCGCAUUGACCGCCUCAAGUCUUGGUAUGCGAAAGCUAAGGAUUCUGCGGUUGGGACAUCGUUCGAUGAACAUGUAAUGGCAGGCUAUCGAUUUCUCAUGCGCUACUACAUUCCUGGUGAUGAUAUCUAUUUCUUCGGAUUCUCGCGUGGCGCAUACACUGCUCGCUUUCUGGCUGAGAUGCUCGACCAUAUCGGCCUUCUCUCAGCCGGAAACGAAGAAAUGUGCCAUUUUGCGUGGAAGACCUUCCAGAAAUGGCAGGUUCGACAAGAACGCACCGAGAAAGAGAAGGAUGAUAAGAAAUACCUUCUGGAUUUCAUGUGUGCUUUUCGCGAGACUUUUAGCCGGCCUGUUCGUCGCAUACGAUUCCUAGGUCUCUUCGAUACUGUCAACUCCGUCCCGAGAUUCGAGAACGCGUGGAUGCAAAGGAGCAAGUUCCCAUAUACCGCUCGCAGCUCUGCCAAAGUAGUCCGGCACGCGGUCGCCAUCGAUGAACGACGCGCAAAAUUCCGGCAAGACCUGAUAUCGGAAACGAAGCCAAAGAAGACGCAUCACUACCAUCAUCGACGCCAGCGUGUCUUGCACCCUUUCAAUCUUGCGGCCAUUGACGAAGUAGAGCAACAAACCCGAGGCAGGCCAAGCACAGACACGCAUCGUUAUAACCCAUCGCGUCGUGGUACCCUAAUGCCACCCGAGAAUGAAAUAUUCAAAGAUGGAUCAGACACGAGAGGUAUCCGUAGUUUGAGUCCCGGUCUCUCACCAAAUGGACGUUCUGAGAACGAUCGACCAUCCUCGGCCGCCACAUCGAUUUCAGAGACCUCGAUGGCGGCCAUCAUACACCACGAUGAUGAGGAUUCAGACGGCGAAGAACAAGAUAUUCGGGAAGUCUGGUUUGCUGGAUGCCACGCGGAUAUUGGAGGUGGAUGGCCCCUUGGGGAUGGCGAAGAUUCAGCUCUAAGUCAUAUUCCUCUUGUGUGGAUGGUUAAAGAAGCACAAAGCGCCGGCCUCCACUUCGACGAGGUCAAGCUUAAGGCCCUCAAUUGUUGUCCCGACGACAUUCUGAGAAGCAAAUCAACUGUAGUCCCGCAGAUCGAAAUUGACCCAGCAUCGCCUGAUCCCGAGAUUGGGCCCUCAUCAGGACUUCAGCAUCGUCUUCGGCCGCAUACGACAACUAGCUGUGUCGGAUCCAAGCCCUCUCGGUUCCACACGUUGUUGGAGUCUGCUGCCUGCCACGGGAAGAUACACGACGUGUUGCAAUUUGGAAACGGCGUGUCACGGGCGUCUGUCGUCUCAUGGAACAUCAUGGAAUACUUGCCUUUCCGCCGAAUGGACUUGCAAGAAGAUGGCUCUUGGAAGAGCAUUGCUUGGCCCUUGCCGAAAGGCGAAACCAGGGACGUUCCAGACAAUGUUGUAAUUCACAAUUCCGUGGUUAAGCGCAUGGAAACGAAUCCUGACUACAGACCCGGAAAUCUCAUUGUCGGUGGAGGCGGCAGAGGCGUUCGAAAGGCGCCUGCACAGUAUGGGAUGGGGAAGUGGAUCGUCGAUCGUGGGGAAGGCGACCCUGUUAGUGAGGUACUUGUGCGGGCUGCUCCGCCGGAAAAGAAGAGAUCAGAGAACGGUGUCACAAACAUGGGCCAUACUCCGUUUGGUCCUCAAGGUGUUUGGAUUUCUGCAAACAGAUAAGUUGAACCAGCAAUAUUUGGCUGUGUAGAAUAAGCUAAAGCACAACUUUAUGGCGCCCCUUCCUGGCUAUUGGCUCACUCAGCGCAAUACCGUAUAUCUAUCCUUCUGUUGUAGCUAGCUUUCUCACUCACUAUCAACCAAUACAAUACUUGACCCUCU